AUGUCGAUUGAUGACAAUUUGAUAUCGUCUAGUGAAUCUCAGCUCCAUACUGACGACAGUUUCGCGGGCAUAAAGGACUCGGUAAAAAUCUCCCAAUUGACCAUGAAUCAAAAUAUCAUCUCGCUCACAAACAAGGCUGCGGUUGUCAUGCAGCAUCCCACUACAAGCCUAUCUCCAAGCUCUGCCGAUCAGAACUUUGAUGAUUGUCAUACACCAGAAUCAGCAUCGCCCGCGGCUCAUGAGAUGAGCCAUGACACGGAGAUAUCGGACCAGAAUAACAAAGGCUUAGCGGCAUGCAGCGCCGAGGUUUUGGAUCUACAGAACCACGUCACUCUAGCCUCCGCCUCAUCGGGUGCAGAGGCAGAAGUCACUGUGUUGCCUGCCGAUUGCGGACCUGAAGAUUUCUUCAUCGAUGAUGCCAUAUCAGACUCCUGGCUGCAUCUUGAGGACAGCAACGACGAGGAAUCCUCAGAGGCUAGAAUCACCGUGGAAUCGGAGACCGUCAAUCGUAUCUUGUCACGGAUAACCGAUAUUUCGACUCUGCCGUCCUCAAUCCCUGAUCCUUUCGACGACUAUCUGUUCUGUCACUACAUUCAGAACCUUUCUCUCUGCCUUUACCCCAUGAGGCCAGAUUGCAACCCGUACCGUGAAAUUUAUGGCGACCUUGCAGUCAGUUCUCGACCGCUACGAAGCACAAUACUAUUUGCCUCCGCAUCACACCUAGCAAACCUGGGGAGAUUGCCCAAAUUCGCCGUUCAGCCAUACCGCAAGGCCAUGAGAGUGGCGUUCCGAGAGGGUAUAGCCACAGACACCGACCUCGAAGGACUCGCCGCUACAGCCCUACUGUCGGUAAUAUUUGAUGUCAUUGAUACUGGCUUGGACACUUGGAGUACGAGACUUCUUGGGUGCCGCCGUCUACUUAAAAACGCCACGGACAAAUUGAAUGGAACCAAUGGACGGUUCCUGCAGUGCAUGAUCGUUCAAUACAAUUGGGCUGCUACUAUGAGUCGCACACUUCUGAGGGAUGUUGUAUCUCCGGAGGUGCUUGACGAAAUUGGGACCGUCAUCCAUGUCCCUGGCCCAGAUCCGAAGGCUGAAAGCACGCAAGGGGCCAGAAUACAGUCCCUCUGGUGGCAUAAUCUCCCUGAUCAUGCUAUGCACCUCAUGUUCCGUGAGGUGACGGAUCUCGCUGCCCAAGUGCAUCAGAUGAAAGCAUCUCGCAACUCAGUCGACGACACUCUCAAACUUAUGGCUCGAGCCGGCGAGCUCGUUCGGAGCCUGGAAAACUGGACCCCGGACGUGUCGAUCGUUGAUCAAGAGCACAUGGAUUCCGUCGAGCAUUUUAACACCAUAUGGCAGCUUGGAUUACUUUGCUUCAUCCACCACGAAAUUUACACCCUCGAUUCCAGCGACCCUCGCAUCCAGAACUACGUAGCCAUGGCUAGCGAACCUCUCCGGAAACUCUCAUGGCUACAGGCCUGUCUCUUCCCUCUUUUCAUGCUCGCGAUACAUGCUCAAACAUCUGAGUCACGGUCCACGAUCGAAGAGUCCCUCAGCAUGAUGCAUACUUCCCUAGCUUUUCAGACUCCGCUUACCUUACUUCUCUCUCUAAAGAAGUUUUGGAGCCAUUUGGAUACAUAUGGAACUGCUACCUCUAGAUGGCGAGAUCUAUUCAGGAACACAACUCGGGAGUUUAAUAUCUUAUUAUAA
Fusarium proliferatum ET1 is the source of this 1710-nucleotide messenger RNA. RefSeq lists its product as uncharacterized. Gene Ontology annotation, biological process: positive regulation of transcription by RNA polymerase II. The transcript is spliced from 4 exons. Gene Ontology annotation, cellular component: nucleus. The record is from RefSeq and is a predicted model, not a curated record. The coding region runs from base 1 to 1710 and encodes 569 amino acids. Gene Ontology annotation, molecular function: transcription cis-regulatory region binding; DNA-binding transcription factor activity. Lineage: Eukaryota; Fungi; Ascomycota; Sordariomycetes; Hypocreales; Nectriaceae.